AGGCCGUGAGUUUGGUGUCAAAUAUCAAUCGGGUCCUGUUUCAGAGUAGUUUCUUCAAAAGACUCUUACAUUUUUGUCGAAAUUCACUCGUCUCUCACACGCAAUUUCAACUUCUUACACGAUCGAGCGGCGAUGAUACUGGAUAGAACUACUUUAUCUCGGGCUCUGGCAUAUUUCUGAGGUUCGGACGGUAUAUUUCAACGAUAAAUCCGCAGUCACACUGCAGCAUACAUAAAAAGCAUACAUACAAUAUUUUAUUGCUGGUUUUGGUGGUAAAUUUGCAUUUUUAACGGCCGUGGCCAGACGUGCUCCCGCUUCUUUAACACACACGUCUCUCAAUGACUUCCGAUCAUCAAGUGUUUCUUUGACUCGUAUAUCCACAUGUAAAAACAAACCGAUACUGAAAUAUCAACAACUAAAACCGAAAUGUAUACUAAAUACAUACUAUGUACCACAUAAGACCGCCAUUGCCGUUGUCGUUGCCGUUGACAUUGUCAUUGCUGUAUCUGUAUUCAAUCUCACUGACCAACUACCGCAAAGCGCAAUUGCAAAUGCAAACUGCAAACUGAAAAAAAAAAACUGCACACACCUCAACCUCAACCUCAACCUCUACUCAACUCAACUCAACCCAAAGCUCAAGCUGACUAGCCAACUUAUAUAUGUAAACGAAUAGUCCUCGUACUGCCUACGAAAACAAAACCAAAACCAAAACCAAUCGAAAAAUCAACCAACAACCAAUCUAUCAACCGUCUACUGCAACUGGCGACAGAACGGCUUUAGUUUGCUGCGUUAAUAUAGCAAAAACAAGAGUGGUACAAGUACAAGUCGAAAAACAGUAAGAACAAGAGCUGCCACAGCAGCAGCAGCAGCAACAACAACAACAACAACAACAGAAGCAGAUUCAGACGCGGCGCAGCGCAUACAAGUACAAGUAAGUGGGGAAUAGGUCAGGUCGACUCGGACUCGGACUCGGACUCCAUCGAAGGCGUCGCACAACAGGAGGAGGGAACUAUCUUUCGAGGAGCCAGAAGCUCUGAGAGCAGCGCAGCGUCAUGCUCAACUCCAAUGCCAAUGGUGGCAACGGGAACAACAAUAACAAUAACAACAACAACAAUAACAAUCAUGGGGGCAGCAGUCGGCGGCCCUUCUCCCGCAACUCCUCGUCGGCACGGUCGCAUCGCGGCGGUGGCCGCAUUCUCUACUCGCCGCAUCCACAUCUCCAUCCGCACCCCCAGCAACAGUCGCAGCAGCAGCUUCAGCAGCUGCAACAGCAGCGGUCAACUGGCAACAGCCUAAUGCCGGGUCACAGUCCCUGGUGCAAUGUCAAUGUGAUGGGGCGUGGCAAUGAAUCCGGCGGAAACAACAACAACAACAACAACAACAGCAACAACAAUGCCAACAAUAACAAAGAUGCAAUCGACGGCCGAAACCCAAAUUGCGAUGUACAAACAAGUAAUUCUAGCGGAACUUGUAUUUAUAACAAUAGCAAAGCGCAUCAUCAUCACCACCACAGCGUCCACAGUCAAGGUCACACAACCACCACUCAUCACCAGCACCCUCAAUCUCAGUCUCAGUCCCAGCCCCAGCCCCACCCACCUCCGCAUCCGCAUCCGCAUAAUAACUCUGCCCCACCUCAGUAUAACAGCUACCGCCCCCCAUUAAACGCGUACUCAACAUACUCACCAAACGGAAGUAGCAAUACUAACCAAAUCAUCAGCUCGAGAGGCACACAAGAGAACCACCACAGCAGUCGAAGCCACCAUCAACCGAUUCCUGAUCUCAAUCUAAAUCCGAAUAACUAUAGCAACUACUUUGACAUUUGCCACAGUAGCGGGGCACAAACCCACACAUACGGCUCCAUGUCCGUGUCCGUGGUCCGACUGAAUCCCGCCCGCUUGUGUCUGACAGUUGGUCCCGCAUCGGACCCUUCGCCCCCGCCACCCAGUCAACGCCACUCACCUCUCGUAGUGUCCUUUGCCGCCAGUCCUACAAGUCCCCAUCCACAUCCACGUCCCAACGAUCAUGGCAACCAUGGCCAUAGCAGCCUUAAUCAUUUCGUCCCCAUUCGUAGUCAGAACCAGAAUCAGAAUCCUCCUCAUACCCAUCCACACCCCCAUCCACAUCCACAUCCACAUCAAUAUCAUCAGCAAAGCCCACAUCAGAGCCACCACAAUCCACACCACAAUCAGCCACAACCACAGCAACAGACUAAUCGCCAAUCCCUCCCGCUAACACGAACGAAUUCGAAUUCAAAUUCAACAAACGCAACAACUUUCAAUUCAACCAAUCCACAAACAACAAAUAGUAAUCCUACUGAUGUUGUGAAUGUAAAUUCUUGUACCGAUAUAAUUCCUUAUGGGUCGUCCUCGUCGUCAAUGCUGCCUCAACAACAACAUCAAAUUAAUAUUGCAUCCGCACCCACCAAUAGCCACAACCAAGGACAGGGCUCCUCCUCGGGACCCAGUCACAGUCACCACCAGCGCGGCUACAACAAUCGCGGCGGCAAUGGCAACGGAAUCAACAUCAACAGUAACAGUAAUAACGGUAUUGGUAACAGCAACGGAAACGGAAACGGCAACGGCAACGGUAGCGCUAACGGUAAUGUGAACGGACCACCCGAUUACAUGAACUAUCGUCGAGGCGGAGGCGUGUGUCCAGCACUGUCGAGGGACAAUGGACACAACCACAACCGUCGCCACAUGCCCGAUAAUCAUCUGAACAAUGCAUCCGCAUCCAUGAACAGUCACAACAAUCCCGGCCACCACCAGCGCAACUACAAUGACAGGAAUCUGAAUAAUAAUAAUAACCACUUUGGCAAUCAGGAUCAAGGUGGUCCCGACCAUCGAGCCGAUGGAUCCUCGUAUAACUUUAUGCGCAAUGGCGGCGGACCAGGCAGUGGCUAUGGUCGAAACGGAUCCCAUUAUCAGCAUAUGGGGAAUGGCUACGGAAACAACAACAACAAUAACGGUGCAUCUACAUCAACAGGUGGUCCGGGUCUAAUGGGUGAAAUGCCUUCUGGCUCUGGGCUAUCGGGCUCAACGCUGUCGCUCAACAACGGACCCGUGGGCCUCAACUCGGACAGUCCCUCGCGCAAGCGUCGCCGGAUCUCGGGUCGACCGCAGGGCGGGGCACAGCCCCCGCACCGAUGCCUUCUUGCUCAGAUGCAGCAGGGAAGUCCUCCACUUCGUCGCCCGCGGCUGCGGGAUGUGGCCACCUCCACGGGCCAGCAGCAAUACGCCCAGCAGAUCCACCAGACGCAGCAGCAACCGCCUAGCUACCACCAGCUGCACCACCACCAGCAUCAGCCGCAGCACUAUUCGGCCCAGCAGCAGCAGCCGACGCAUUCGCAGCGCUCCCCUUGGGAGCUGGGAGGCAAUGGAGCGAUGCCGGGCGGCAAUGCAGGCGGCGGAGGACCUUCGAGCAGCUCGGUUGGGACUAUACUGCAGCAGGUGCAGGCACCGCCACAGCCGCCCAGCCACCAGCAGACGGUGGGCUAUGCGCCGCCGCCGCCGUCCGCCUCGUUGAUGGUCGACCUCAAUCUAAACCAGGUGCCUGUUAGUCUGGCCUUGCGCCAGGAGCCCUUCUGGGCCUCCUUCUGCACCUACCCGAUGCCAGCACAGGCACGACUGGCCCCAUGCCACCUCCACGGUGUAUACACGCAGCCGUUCCCCGCGGCCCCACCCGGCCUGGCCGCCGCCGCGCCCAUGCAGGUGACCCAGGUGCCGACGCCCACGCAGAUGGCCGCCGCUGCGGCUGCUGCCCAGCACAUGCUGGCCCAGGCCACGCUCACGGCUCAGCAGCAGCAGCGAGAUGUAGCCGCCAUUGCCGUUGCCAACUUGACUCCCAUUGACCCGCCAGGUGCCCACCACAUGGACGGGCACCAUGCAGCAGGCGCCGGACCAGCCCCAGGACCGCAUGCCCACCCCCACGCCCACGCCCACGGCCAUCCCCAUCCACACCAGCUGCCGCCCGGAAUUCACAUCACACCUAUUAGCGGGGCUGCAGCGGCGGCAGCCACUCACCACUUACAUUCCACGGCGGCGGCGGCCGCUGCCGCUGGGCAACUGUCGCAGAUGUCGGCUGGACCGCAGCAUGUCAUCAUCUCAUCGGAGCGUCGUACAUUCCCGCCCCAUCGGCGCAUACCGCGCUUCUGGCCCGCCAACCAUGGACACCGGCAUGUUCUGCCGCCGCAAUCACUGGCCGCCCAUCAGGCGCCCGUGCAAAUCCAGACAACGGCCGGCAUCAUCAAUCCGGGCUUCUUGCUUAACUUCCUGGCCAUGUUCCCGCUGUCGCCAUACAACCAACACGAUCUGAGCUCCGGGGACACCAACGAGACGGAGAACUACGAGGCGCUGCUCAGUCUGGCCGAGCGCCUGGGCGAGGCCAAGCCACGCGGUCUCACCCGCAACGAGAUCGAUCAGCUGCCCAGCUACAAAUACAACCCGGAAGUGCACAAUGGUGAUCAAACAUCUUGUGUGGUCUGCAUGUGCGACUUCGAGCUGAAGCAGCUCCUGCGUGUCCUGCCCUGCUCCCACGAGUUCCAUGCCAAGUGUGUGGACAAAUGGUUAAGGUCCAAUCGCACUUGCCCCAUUUGCCGUGGCAACGCCUCGGAUUACUUUGACGGCGCUGAUCAGCAGCAGCAGCAGCAGCAGCAGCAGACUCAGGCCACUGCCAAUGGAGGAUCGUCGAUAGGCAGCACUCCUGCUGGCAGCAAUCCCGGUUCGGCAACAGCCGCUACAGCCAAUCCUCAGCAGAGCCAAGCAGCUUAGGGCCUUGUCCAAGGGCCUGGUGUUCCAAUGCCAAUGCCAAUAUCCAUACCCAUACCCAUACCCUUACGCAUAUGCAUACGCAUGCCCAUACCCGUAAUCGUAUUCCAAAUGCAUUCGCCAUCAGCCCCUGCUGCGGCUCCUACUCCGGCUUUGGCUCUCCAACGCGGCGAGGAAUGGACGGGGAGGAGUGGGAGUGGGAGUGGGUGGAGGAGCCACACACCCGCCUUUAAUUGAUGUAACGCGCAACGAAACCAACUGCCAAACAAACUGUCGCUUCCCUCAGCUCUUUCAGUCACGUCUCCCGUUCUAUGCCUCGCCCACGCGCCACCUCUUCAAUAGCUUCUCGUAGACGUUAGUUUGUAUGUGAGUAAUGGUAAACCCAAUUAUGAAUAAAGCCCAUAUGCAUACCACCAAGAUUUCAACUAUUUAAGUAUCUAAUAUAGUAUAGGGGUGUGUGUGUAGGCAAAGAGCAGGCUAAAUGUACUAGGGUAUCUGCACAAACACAAUGUAUCUGUAUCUGGAAAAAUGUAAUUCAAUAGAUAUUUCUUUUCCCUUUAAGACUUGAGAGAUCAGCAAAUGCUACUGUUUUCCACUUUAAUUCAUUAUAACUGCUAAAUCACAACACAAACUUAAAUAUAUUCAUAAAGAUAUACUAUACUUAAUGAGGAGUGGUUUCUCAAUGUCCAUCAAGUGCGACGAAAUAUUUUGAACUCCGGUGAUUAACAGCACCGGAGCUUUAUAGGACAUUGGAAGGCCUGAACCUAAAUCGUAAAUGGUGUAUCUUGAAUUGUUGCUGUCCACACACAUACAUAUUGAUAACUCUCUACAUAUAUACAAUAUACAUAAAUAUUUACGUAAAAUGGAAUAUAUAUAUUUGUAUUUGUAACUUGGAUUUAUGUUUUUUGCUUUCGAGUCUGGCUUGCAUAUUUGCUGCUUCCUCUCCAUACACUACCUUAUGUAUGUAUGUAUGUAUAAUUAUAGUUAUCGUUUUUUAGUUUUUAUCAAAAUAUUUACCCUUACCUUACAUACGAGUACAUACAAAAAAGCAUAUACAAUAUAUAGUGCAUUGCAUUUUAUACUUAUUGUACGAACUGAACCCACUGAAGAAGUUCUUCUUCUUGCACUAAGCAAAAAAAAAAACAAACAAACAAAAACAAAAAUGGAAAAUAUCCUUACAAAAAUACAUAUACAUAUAUAUAUUUUUGUUUAUACUGUUUGAGAAUAUAAGUAACUAAAAAUGGAAGCAACUAACCUUGAAACAUAUAAGCAAUCUUUAAAAUCGACUAAACCAGAUGAGCGACGACGACACAAACGUUUCAGCAAAUAUACUAUACAUAUAGAUACACCAACACACAUACAUAUAUAUACACGCGCACACACGCAGCCGGAUGAAAGAAGCCGAAACAUGAAUUUAGCAGACAUAGAACCAAACAUACAUGUAUGUAUGUAUGUUGGUGGGCUUGAUAAAUGUACGAGCACUUGUAGUAGAUGUGUGCGUAACUAAAAUGCAAUUACUAAGAGAACUACACAAUUAUUGUAAUCGGUAUCCAGACUUGGACUUCUCCUACUGACCCAAACACUUCCGUAGUAAAUACUUUUGCCUUUAAACUGUAACGUCUGUAGCUCUACACCUAAACCUCCUUGAAUCAAUGUGACUUGUCUAUUAGAAAGGGAAUAUUUAAAUUAUUGCAACAGCAACGUAACGUAACCAAGCUGAGCCGAGCAUCAGAUGCAUAGGUACGAUUGUCGUAUAAUUAUAAACAACCAUUACAUAUACGAGUAUGUAUGUAUGUAGUUACUAUAUAGUAUAGAGAGUUUCCUUCUGAAAUUGAUAUACGAUUCAAGCAAACUACGCGCACUAGCCUGUUAACUGUAAACUGAAAACUGUUAACUGUUAACCGUUAACUGUUAACUGUUAACUGUAAGCCGGAGAACGAUUUGUAAACACAAAAACAAUUUUUACCAAUAUACAUGUACAAGUACGAUACAAUAAUUAUCUAUCUAUCGAUCGAUAUACACAUACAUAUAUA
Molecule: messenger RNA, 6799 nt
Organism: Drosophila pseudoobscura
Lineage: Eukaryota; Metazoa; Arthropoda; Insecta; Diptera; Drosophilidae
Gene: mura
Product: ring finger protein murashka
Exons: 10
Coding region: 1053-4769 (1238 amino acids)
Biological process (GO): protein ubiquitination
Molecular function (GO): ubiquitin protein ligase activity
Source: RefSeq, a predicted model, not a curated record